GGUGAAAUAAUAGAGGGGAAAACAAAUAGACCAUGUCCACACUAAACGUCCUUAGAUAUUCCUCAUUGGCCGCUGGCAUUGUGUACGGAGCUUACCACACCUACACUUUGAAGCUCGAAGGUGAGAAGAAACAAGAACUGUACGAUUACCAGAAAAAGCUGAAGCUGGUGGAGGCUGCCAAGGCUGAAUAUAGAAAGCUGAACCCACCUAAGCAAGCCGCUUCUACCGAGGCUGUGAACUUCGAUGAUCCAGAAUUUGAUUUCGGGAAAUUUAUUUUGGGUGCUGUUGAGAAACUAGUGUACGAAAUUUUUGGAAAUCUUAGCAUGUUGAUCUAUAACACCAGAGUGGCCUCCUAUGGCCCUGGGUUUACAUCUAGGUUGACGGUAUCUGCUCGUUUAGGUAGACGGUGUUUUUCGAACGACUCGUAUACCUUCAGAAACUUUCAAAACGGCCACACGAUUGCUAAACACUUUGAGACCGCUGGCCAUGGAUAUCUGAUGUCUUUGGCUUUUGAGCCAAAAGAUCGCCUCAAAGACGUAAACCGUCCUGACGACGGGCUCAUUUCCAAGUACCGCAAGAAGGUCCAGACCAAUACUGUGUACGAUUCGCCUACGGGAGAAGAUAAUUAUGUGAUGGCAUAUAAUGAUUCCAAGGUGCUGGCUGGCGUUCUGGACGGGGUUGGUGGCUGGUCUGAGCAAGGGUUUGAUUCCAGUGCGAUCAGCCGCGAGCUGUCCACCCAUGUAACAAUGGAAUUUUUACACGAGGAUCACCUUACUCCGCUUGAGAUCUUGGACAAGGCAUACACCAAAAUGAAGCAGGACGGGUCUGUUGAGGUUGGCUCUACGACCAUCUGUUUUGGCGUCAUUGAUGCUAUGACAAACAAGCUGCAUGCUGUCAAUUUGGGUGACUCCUGGUUCGGAGUCUUUAGGAAACAAAAUUCGCGGUUCAAGUGCGUCUUCGAGUCCAAAGAGCAGACAUAUUCGUUUAACGCUCCGUAUCAGUUAUCUGUGAUUCCGCAAGAAUUCUUGGACAUAGCGAAAAAGAAGGGCUCCAAGUAUUUAAUGAAUCUGCCCAAAGAUGCAGACGAGUACGAAUUCCAGCUCGAGUCAGGAGACGUGAUCAUGUUCACUACUGACGGCUUAAUUGAUAACGUGGUCAUCAAUGAUGUGGCGCUGUAUCUGGAUGACUGUUUUGCAGCAGAUCAGAUAGGGGAAAUGAAUAUGAACCUUGUUCGGAACGUCAAAGAGCUGAGUCUUAAUAGCAACUUCAAGAGCGUGUUUUCGCAGCGACUAAGCGAUCUUACUGGCCAAGAUUACAUUGGAGGCAAGCCAGACGACAUCACCAGCGUGGUAGUCUAUGUCCAGUAAUGAACACCCGGGUCCAUUUACGCACUACUUAAUAAUACACCGCGCGAUUCUAUUUAUCAAGCUUCAACUGGCUCGAAACAUCCGAUCGGCGACUUGACUCUCAGCGUGUACUCGCACUUCUCCGGCUCCGUAACGGCAACGAUGGUGUUUUUUUCGCCGCAUUCCAGCUGAACAGUGGCCUUUCUCACCGGACCGUUCCAGCAUUUGUCUCCAUGUUCGUAGAUCAGCUUGAGCUGCUGUUUUUCUUCGUCAAAGUCGGUCCGUUCAAAACGGCCUAUUCUAACUGCAUGGCCAUUGCGAUCUAUUUGCUCCACUUUUUCCACGAAGCACAAUCUAUAAUCAUAAUCGCCAAUUUUGUCCACGAUACAAUCGUCCAUAGCCAUGAGAAUUUGUUGUGGUCCGUAGUCUUUAUUAAGCCGCUCCUCCUUUGUGUGCAAAUCUCUUCUUAACCGCUUCAAUUCGUCUUCGAUUUCCUUCUUCCGCUUUUCUGACUCUCUUGUCGACGGGAUCUUUUGGCGUCUGUUUGACACGCCCAGGAAAGAGUUCACCAUGGCUUUGAAAGUGGAUUUGAAGUCGAACAGUUCGUUUUCGGCCUCGUCUCCACCGCCAGCCAGUUUCCGAAUUUCUGUCUCAGAGUCUUUCAACUGGCUUUGCAGAGUUUCGAACAGAGAUUUAACUUCACUGUCCUGAUCACUGUGCUUUUCGUCCUUCGUCAAACCUUGAUUGACAGAAUACUCCUGGAAUGCUUGAGCUGCAGCUUUUACGGCCGGGUCAUUGAAAUUGUGGUUAUACUCGUUACUCAUAGAUUCCAAAAUCUCUUCCAGGUUUCUCAGAUUCUGUCUUUUGGCGUCGAGUUGCUUGAGCUUUUCCGAGAUCUGCGAGGAAAUGUCCUCCAAUUUCGAGUCCAGCUGCUCAAACACUGAGAUUAUGGCGCUUUCCUUUUCUGUAGGAGCCUUCAGCUGGUUGAGACCAUAAAGUUCUUGGUCGAGUUUCUCGAUCUCGGCAGACAAUUGUGUAAUUUCGUACUUCAACUUGGUCCGCUGUUUGUGUGCUUUGUGCUGAAUUUUAGCCUUAUUGGCUAGUCCCCUAGAAAUAACCGCAUUUCGUGCCGCUGUUUCCUCCUCCCAUGAUUUCUUCAUUUGUGCGCAUCUAGAUGGGCAUUUUCCAUCAGCCUCGUCAGAACCAUCGCAACACAGAUCGUAAUCACAAAUGCCAUCGUUGACCUUGUAGGAAGGCAAAUAGCUUGGGCGGAACCCUUCAUUCGCGCAGUAAAAUCGACCCAAGCUGCACGCAGAAGUCCCUGGCUCGUCAGAACCAUCUGGACAAUCACAGUAAUCGUCAUUAAUCUUGUCAAAAGAGAUCCUGAUCUCCGGAUUGCCCAGACAUGCCCAAAGCCCGUCCUCGUCAGGCCUAUACAGCGAUUGUCUAUCUGGCUCAACGCCGCGUAUCCAUUCUGCGGCAACGCAGCAACAGAAC
Ogataea polymorpha is the source of this 2843-nucleotide messenger RNA. RefSeq lists its product as uncharacterized. Gene Ontology annotation, biological process: proton motive force-driven ATP synthesis. Lineage: Eukaryota; Fungi; Ascomycota; Pichiomycetes; Pichiales; Pichiaceae. The record is from RefSeq and is a predicted model, not a curated record. The transcript has 3 exons. Gene Ontology annotation, molecular function: proton transmembrane transporter activity. Bases 33 to 1367 code for a protein of 444 amino acids.